This is a messenger RNA of Dioszegia hungarica, 924 nucleotides long. RefSeq lists its product as uncharacterized. The record is from RefSeq and is a predicted model, not a curated record. NCBI's taxonomy places the organism in Eukaryota, Fungi, Basidiomycota, Tremellomycetes, Tremellales, Bulleribasidiaceae. Bases 1 to 924 code for a protein of 307 amino acids. The transcript has 6 exons.
AUGAUACGGUCGGCAGCUAUCACUGGCUCAGCGCAAGUGGGACUACAGCGCUCCCCCUUCCCACUGCACAAUCCGGUCAAGCGUGCGAAGUCUACCUUCACCCCUUCGCAAUCACCCAAAAUCACCGCCGCCCCUUUCCUCCUGGUCCCCGAAGAUGUCGGGGAUGUGACGGACGUUGAUGAAAGCCGGUGGAAGGAGAUUAUGCUCGCAUGCUACCCCAUCUUCUUCCCCAUAUACAUUGGCGUCAUGACUAUCGGUGAUCGGCGCUUUGAGACUAUAAUGGAGGCCCAUGACGAGAAGCUUGACCUAUCGACACUCGGUGCUAUUCCCAUCGACAUCUAUACGGCUCGGCACACUCCUCGUAUCCCUCUCAUACCCCUCUCCUCCAUCGAUCCGGCUUCCACCCUUUUGCACCACAACGUUCCGUUCGUCCAAAUCGGUACCGAGGACGACCGGACAUCCUACCCCAUACCAACCGAUGCGCUCGAUCAGCUUUACACCUCCUGGAUCUCCCCAUCAUCCUCUUCCGCCGGCAGCCCUGGGAUCUCGCCGCUCGUCAAUAUUACCGAACGGCACGUCGGUCCCAUUGAUUGGAACGACGCCCGCAUACAAAGCUGGUCGGGACCAGAACGGGCUCAAAAUCAGCAAUACGCGGAGAUCACCGCCGGUUGGAGAGCGAGGUCACAGCUGGAUGCCCUGAAGGAUCGGAGAUUUUGUCCCCGCAGGCAGGGGGAUCCUCGAGAAGAGGUGAACGUCAUAUCCCUGCAGCCCCGCUGGUUUGGGCUGAAGGCGAAGAGGGAGAAACGGCAGCACAAAGACGUAUUGAAGGAUCUAGAGGAUGCGGAACGAGUGUACGCGGCGAUUAUGGCGAGAAAGACGAUGGCGGGCAGGCGGCCGGUGCCGGGAGCGAAGGGGAAGAAGUGA